AUAAAUGAAAGCAUCGUUGUCGUAUCAACGUGUUGUCUCCUUUUAACCCAUCCUCAAGUCUCAAUCUCAUUCCAGUUUCCAGUUUCCCACCGUCACUUUUCCUUAACGGCGAAGCUAUCGCCGAAGGGCACAACCGUCAUUCCCACUCCAAACCGUUUCUUCUAUCCUCCACUCUCCCCAUCCCAAUAACAAAGAGAGGAAUCGAAGUCUGUUCCGUUCUGAUCAGAAAGGGAAUAACGGUAACGGAGAUAUGGGGCUUCUGUCUAACAGAGUAACUAGAGAGAGCCUGAAACCAGGGGAUCACAUCUACUCUUGGAGGACUGCUUACAUAUACGCUCAUCACGGCAUUUAUGUCGGCGAUGACAAAGUCAUUCACUUCACUAGACAUGGGCAAGAAGUAGGAACCGGUACUGCACUAGAUCUUCUCCUCAUCAGUUCAGGACCAGCCAAGCCUCGAGAAAGUUGCCCAACUUGUACAGCACCCCAAGAGGAACACGGGGUUAUCUCCUCAUGCAUGAACUGCUUCCUAGCUGGUGGCGUUCUGUAUCGGUUCGAGUAUGCCGUUACCCCAGCCCUUUUCCUUGCGAAAGCCCGCGGUGGAACGUGUACUCUUGCUGUCUCUGAUGACGAUGAUAUUGUCGUCCAUCGGGCAAAAUAUCUGCUCGAAAAUGGCUUUGGGUGCUACAAUGUUUUCAAGAAAAACUGUGAAGACUUUGCUAUCUAUUGCAAAACCGGGCUCCUAGAAAUUGGACAAAGUGGCCAAGCAGUUUCCAUCAUAGGGGGACCUCUUGCUGCUGCUCUAUCCUCGCCCCUCCGUAUGGUUACUACUAACGUCUACGGAAUGGCAGCGACGGCUGUUGGAGUCUACUGUGCUAGUAGGUAUAUGGCAGACAUUGGAAUGAGGCCUAAUGCGGUGAAGGUACCGGUUGAAGAGUUAACCUCAAGGUUGGCCACUGGCUUGCUGCAAGUGGUUGAACCCCAAAUUCCAACCAAUAUUGCUCGUCAAUCUCCUCAGCUUGUUACUCAAUGAAUAAGAAUUGUCUUUGUUCAAACAUAUGUGAGUCCCAUGCUCUUUUUUUUUUUUUUUAAUCUGGGUGUGUAAGAGAUAUAAAAUCUAUAUGAAUGGUACAAUGGAUUUGCAUAAUUUAUUUUGUUGUUUGAACUUGUCUUUUGUGAUUCAAAGUCCUGGUUGGA
This is a messenger RNA of Glycine soja, 1194 nucleotides long. RefSeq lists its product as uncharacterized. The transcript has 3 exons. The coding region runs from base 251 to 1030 and encodes 259 amino acids. The record is from RefSeq and is a predicted model, not a curated record. Lineage: Eukaryota; Viridiplantae; Streptophyta; Magnoliopsida; Fabales; Fabaceae.